CUCCCGGCGGGCGCCGCUUCCGCCACGUGUCCCGCCGGGCCCGCCGGUUGCCGCGGCGACGGGAACCUCUCCCGCCCCUUCCGGCCUCGCAUGGCGCCGUCUCUUCCGCUGCGGGGAGUAAUAUGGGGACAAUACACCUGUUCCGCAAAUCACAGAGAUCAUUGGUUGGAAAGUUAACACAUGAAUUUAGGUUGGUUGCAGCAGACAGAAGGUCCUGGAAGAUUUUACUGUUUGGUGCUAUAAAUUUAAUAUGUAUUGGCUUCCUGCUCAUGUGGUGCAGCUCUACAAACAGCAUAGCUUUAACUGCUUACACAUAUUUGACAAUCUUUGACCUUUUCAGUUUGGUAACAUGUCUAAUAAGCUACUGGGUAAUGAUGAAGAAACCCAGCCCAGUGUAUUCAUUUGGGUUUGAAAGGUUUGAAGUUCUAGCUGUAUUUGCAUCUACAGUUCUGGCACAGCUUGGUGCUCUUUUUAUACUGAAAGAAAGUGCGGAGCGGUUUCUGGAACAGCCUGAGAUACACACGGGACGACUGCUGGUUGGUACUUUCGUGGCUCUCUUUUUCAACUUAUUUACAAUGCUUUCCAUUAAGAAUAAGCCUUUUGCUUAUGUCUCUGAAGCUGCCAGUACAAGCUGGCUUCAGGAACAUGUUGCAGAUCUUAGUAGAAGUAUUUGUGGAAUCAUCCCAGGAUUGAGUAGCAUCUUUCUGCCACGGAUGAACCCUUUUGUCUUGAUUGAUAUUGCUGGAGCUCUGGCUCUUUGCAUUACAUACAUGCUCAUCGAAAUCAACAAUUACUUUGCUGUGGACACAGCCUCUGCUAUAGCAAUUGCUUUGAUGACAUUUGGUACCAUGUAUCCCAUGAGUGUCUACAGUGGGAAAGUACUACUCCAGACAACCCCACCUCAUGUGAUUGGCCAGUUAGAUAAACUUCUUAGAGAGGUUUCAACUUUGGAUGGUGUGUUGGAAGUUCGAAAUGAACAUUUCUGGACAUUAGGUUUUGGCACUUUGGCUGGAUCAGUCCAUGUCCGAAUUCGGAGAGAUGCAAAUGAGCAAAUGGUACUUGCCCAUGUCACUAACAGAUUAUACACAUUGGUCUCUACCUUGACUGUUCAGAUUUUCAAAGAUGACUGGAUCAGACCUACCUUAUCAUCUGUGCCUAUUGCAAACAAUAUUCUGAACCUUUCGGAUCAUCACAUUAUUCCAAUGCCAUCUUUGAAAGCUGCUGACAAUUUGAACCCUGUUACCUCCACUCCAGCUAAGCCCAGCAGCCCACCACCAGAAUUUUCUUUUAACACACCAGGCAAAAAUGUGAAUCCAGUCAUCCUUCUAAACACUCAGACAAAGCCCUAUGGAUUGGGCUUUAAUCAUGGAUCUGCACCCUACAGCAGUGUACUCAAUCAAGGACUUGGAAUACCAGGAAUUGGAGCAGCUCAAGGAUUCAGAACUGGUUUUGCAAAUGUCCCAGGCAGAUAUGGAACAAACGCUCGUGGUCAGCCCCGACCAUAAUAAACAUCAUUAUUUAUUAUA
Messenger RNA from Passer domesticus (house sparrow), 1526 nucleotides. It is a transcript of the gene SLC30A6, whose product is annotated as solute carrier family 30 member 6. Bases 123 to 1505 code for a protein of 460 amino acids. NCBI's taxonomy places the organism in Eukaryota, Metazoa, Chordata, Aves, Passeriformes, Passeridae. The record is from RefSeq and is a predicted model, not a curated record. Gene Ontology annotation, biological process: zinc ion transport; transmembrane transport. Gene Ontology annotation, cellular component: membrane; Golgi apparatus. The transcript has 14 exons. Gene Ontology annotation, molecular function: monoatomic cation transmembrane transporter activity.